Trichoderma aggressivum f. europaeum is the source of this 2295-nucleotide messenger RNA. RefSeq lists its product as uncharacterized. Gene Ontology annotation, molecular function: protein serine/threonine kinase activity; ATP binding. Bases 1 to 2295 code for a protein of 764 amino acids. Gene Ontology annotation, cellular component: nucleus; cytoplasm. The transcript is spliced from 2 exons. NCBI's taxonomy places the organism in Eukaryota, Fungi, Ascomycota, Sordariomycetes, Hypocreales, Hypocreaceae. The record is from RefSeq and is a predicted model, not a curated record. Gene Ontology annotation, biological process: protein phosphorylation; intracellular signal transduction.
AUGACGGCUACAACGGAAAUGACGCUGCGACAGCAGCCUCACGGCAACAUGGCGCUCGAAGACCGCUUCGAGGUCGUCAAGGAGAUCGGAGACGGAAGUUUCGGCAGCGUUGUCCUGGCUCGAACUCGAACAGCGGGUGCCGCCGUCGCCCGUCGAGGCACUCUUGUGGCCAUCAAGUCGAUGAAGAAGACGUUCGAGUCCCUGGCGCCCUGCCUGGAGCUCCGAGAAGUCGUCUUCCUGCGAACCCUGCCGCCUCACCCCCAUCUCGUCCCCGCGCUCGACAUCUUCCUAGACCCCUUCACCAAGAAGCUACACAUCGCCAUGGAGUACAUGGAGGGCAACCUGUACCAGCUGAUGAAGGCCAGGGACCACAAGUACCUCGACAACGCAAGUGUCAAGAGCAUCUUGUUCCAGAUCAUGCAGGGUCUUGAGCACAUCCACUCCCACAACUUCUUCCACCGCGACAUCAAGCCCGAGAACAUUCUCGUUUCCACCUCGGCCCACCAGGACACCUCAAACUCCUUCCGACGAUACUCUGCCCUCGUUACACCGCCAUCGACCCCUCCCACCUACACCGUCAAGCUGGCCGACUUUGGCCUCGCCCGUGAGACUCACUCCAAGCUGCCCUACACCACCUACGUGUCCACCAGGUGGUACCGCGCGCCCGAGGUGCUCCUGCGCGCCGGCGAGUACUCGGCUCCCGUCGACAUCUGGGCCGUCGGCGCCAUGGCCGUCGAGAUUGCCACCCUCAAGCCCCUCUUCCCCGGCGGAAACGAGGUCGACCAGGUGUGGAGAGUGUGCGAGAUCAUGGGCAGCCCCGGAAACUGGUACAACAAGGCCGGCGCCCGCGUGGGAGGCGGCGAGUGGCGCGAGGGCACUAGGUUGGCCUCCAAGCUGGGCUUCUCCUUUCCCAAGAUGGCUCCUCACGCAAUGGACACCAUCCUGCAGACCCCCCAGUGGCCGCCUGCCCUGAGCCACUUUGUCACCUGGUGCCUGAUGUGGGAUCCCAAGAACCGUCCCACGUCCACCCAGUCUCUGAACCACGAAUACUUUGCCGACGCCACGGACCCGUCGAGGCCCAAGUCGUCCGCCUCCAAGAUCUUGGGUCGCAAGCAGUCAGACAUCAGCCGCCACUCCAAGGAGGGCCUGGCCCCCUCAAACUCCGUCUCCAAGCAGUCGUGGUUCCGCAAGUCCCUCAUCGGCCGCAGCGACAUCCCCGAGACCAUCGUCGUGGCCCCUGCUCAGCCCUCGCCUGUCCAGACCUCGAGCACCGUCGACGUUUCCACCACCAAGCAGCCGGCCAAGCCCAAGCGGAGCACGUGGGCCAACGGCCUCUCUGGCGUUGCGCCGAUGCCGAUUCUGCCCUCCAUCAAGCCCAUUUCUCCCCUGUCCGACGCCGUGACGGCGCGUGCCAACAGCAACGCCGACAGCCAGGACAAGAACAAGAAGCUGGGCCGGCAGCUCUCCGUCAACUCCAGCAGCAACAACUACACCGAGAUGCACCGCCAACAGGCCGAGCGUGCUCUCAACGGACAGACGGGCCUCGCGUCCCCUCCCAGCGCCCACAAGGAGAGCUUCUUCUCGCACCUGCGGAAGCGUGCCAGGCGCUUCUCCGGCCGCCACCAGACCCCCGUUUCGCCCGCGUACGACGACAUGGAGGCACAGGUCGGAUGCGGUCCCUGGAACAGCAACCGGUCCUCCAUGAUUGUCGACCAGCAAGUGGGCCCCAUUCCCAAGGCCGAGUACGAGUCUCUGGAUAAGACCCUCAGCGACGUCCAGGGCUCUGAGCCACGCGCCCCCGUGCCCCAGUCGCAUCAACUUGCCGCCGCCGGGAAGCUCAAGCGUCACCACUCGCUCCCUUACCAGCAGCCGCGAUCCGUCGACAACCUGAUUGGCGCCGCCAGGAACGGCCCCGUCUCGAGCCGCACCCGACGUGCCCAGGCGGUGCAGGGCGUCCAGCAGUACGAGGCACCGGCCGAAGAAGACGAGCUCCUCGACGAGGUGCUCACGUCGACGCAAAAGGCCAUGAAGCGCCUGGAGGGAAACGGCCAGUCGCUGCGACAGUCGGCGAGCAACCUGGGCCUGUCGACUUCGCAGCCGUACCCCAGCCCGUCACCGUCCGCCAACAGCAACCAGCUGCUCUACGCCGACGGCGCCGAGGCUCUGGCGCCCAAGCCCCUGGAUCUCAGCAAGAAGACGGCCAACCAGUACAAGUGGCCCACCCCGCCAUACGAGGGUGGUGAAUGGAGCGCCUCGGCCUCUGCCAGCAUCUGGGCCGCCGGAAACCGUAUCUAA